CGUUUUUCUGCAUCAAUCGCACUCUAAACUGCAGAGUAGAAACGCUCAGUGGUCACACACAUUUUCUCAACAAAUCUCAUCAUGUCCGGUCGUGGCAAGGGUGGAAAGGUGAAGGGAAAGGCAAAGUCUCGAUCCAGCCGUGCAGGACUCCAGUUCCCGGUGGGUCGUAUCCAUCGUCUUUUGAGGAAGGGCAACUACGCCGAACGAGUGGGUGCGGGUGCCCCCGUUUACUUGGCUGCCGUCAUGGAGUACUUGGCCGCUGAAGUUCUCGAGUUGGCCGGAAACGCUGCCCGAGACAACAAAAAGACCAGGAUCAUCCCCCGUCAUCUUCAACUCGCCAUCCGAAAUGACGAGGAAUUGAACAAGCUGCUCUCCGGGGUCACCAUCGCUCAGGGAGGCGUCCUUCCCAACAUCCAGGCCGUCCUCCUCCCCAAGAAGACUGAGAAAAAGAGUGCUUAAUAAGUAUUCUCCAGAGUUUAUGGUUUUAUUUUGCACACAAAUAACCACAUCUCAAUCUACCUGACAUCAUCGCAGGCGAAGAAGAAGAUACGUCAGCCACUCCAGUCAUCGGAUGAUUAUAUGCAAAAAUUAAGUUGAAACCAACGGCCCUUUUAAGGGCCACCACAUUUUCCAAAGAGCAAAAUCCUGAUGAAAAAUGCUUUUUUGUAUACCUAUAUCACAUGAAUUAAACUUGUGUAAACGUGUUAUGUUAUGUUAUUUAGAGAACAACUUCUUAUUGGAGUAUAGAGUGCAAUGUCUCGUGCUUGCAUGAAGUGAUCUAUAAAAGUACAAAUAAUUUAUUUACCCUGAAACGUACAGUACUGGAAUUUUGUUACAAUAAAUGUAUUCUCAAGUCCA
Molecule: messenger RNA, 858 nt
Organism: Folsomia candida
Lineage: Eukaryota; Metazoa; Arthropoda; Collembola; Entomobryomorpha; Isotomidae
Product: histone H2A
Exons: 1
Coding region: 82-459 (125 amino acids)
Cellular component (GO): nucleosome
Molecular function (GO): protein heterodimerization activity; DNA binding; structural constituent of chromatin
Source: RefSeq, a predicted model, not a curated record